UCCAAAUUUAAUUAAUAGCAUAAAGUAACACACAAAUUAACACAUAUAAAGUAUCUAAAUUCAAAAUCAAUAUUGGAAUUACAUGUUACUUUAAACUGCUUACAGAGAUAUCAGUCAAUACAUUAAGCAUAAAAGUCAAAACUUAAAGUAAAUAUUAACUCUGAUGUAUGCAAAAACAGCUAGUAAUUACGCUGAUAACUUAAAAUAGUAAUUUCAAAACUUUAAAAAAUUGAAGAAACGAAUUAUUUUUUAACGUUUGAUGUUUUUAAUCAAAUUGAAUGAGGAGUAUAAUUAGAAGUUGGAUAAUGAAUCAUAGUUGAUAAAAGUACCACGACCGAUAAUGUCUGCUGUUCAAUCGCCAUGCCAAUUGCAACCCCCUUCUCUUACCCUUCAAAGUGGCAUGAAUACUCCAUUAUUCCACACACCUAAGUUACUACGAAACUCAGCGAUUUUAAAGGCACCAAUCGCCAACGCGCCUGGUGGAAUGCAAUAUCGUUGUGAAAUUUUAAUUUCAAACGACCUAAUAGGAUGCGUGAUUGGAAGGGGAGGUAAUAAAAUCAACGAGAUUCGGCAGGCUUCGCAGGCAAAAAUCAAAAUUUCUAGUGGUGAAGAGGGUAUUAAUAUCCGCCGAGUGAUAAUCACAGGAACUCUGAAUGCAGUACAGUCUGCUCAUUCGCAAAUUAGUAACAGUAUUGAGUUACACAAACAUAUAUUGGCACUAAACAUAGCAAUGAAGAAUGUGUUUUGCUCGAGGAAUGACUUCAAAGAAGAGUUAACAGACCAAUCUAAUAAAACAUCUAACCACUCCUCAGAUGAUCUAACUGAAAAUUCUGGAAUAAGCAUUAAUAGUGACUUCCAAAGUCACACUUCUAAUCGAAAGAAUCUACCAAUAAUAAUAAACGACGUGUCUGCUGGAUUAUCUGAUGCUCAAAAUAUGAAAUCUAUGUAUUCAUGUAGAAUACAGUCAGACUUACGAAAAAGUCAAAAUACCGUUCUCCAUUCAGCACCCGAAAGAAGAGAAGCCGCAUUCCGAUACGAAAAAGAAUGUUCGCCCUUCUGUUGGGAUCGACAAGGCAGUGGUUUGCAAGUACCCAGAGAAUCUAGAAUUGGAAGUAUCACCCAAACAACACGAAUAAGUACACCAAUCCUAUCUGCUGACUUAUUUAGACAGAAAGCCCAUUUGGACGUAACAGACAUGAAGCAACUAAGUCCACGUAAUGUUCUUAAUUUUAUUCAAAAGCUGCAACACACUUCCCAAUAACUUGGGAUUUAUCAAACAUCAAGGAAAACGACAACUACAUAGGAUUUUAGUUAUACCUUCUUUAAAGAUCAUUAUUAAUAUUCGAACCAUCUUUUUAUGAUAUCCGCAAGUCAUUAAAUUAUUUUUGAUAGGUUGUCGAAAACUGUCGCAAUAACUUACAUAUUCUUAAAUUUAAAAAAUAAGUGUUCACAGUUCUAUAAGAAAAUUCAAUUCUUAACCUAGUUACUCCAUCCAUUUAGAUUAAUAUAUUAUAGUUUCGUUUAUGUCCUGAUAAGUUUCAAGUCACAGAUAAUCAAAAUCUAUUUAGAAUGAUUACCGAUGUGUGUACCGUGGAUAUUACUGGAUAAAAACAUACAUAUUCAUUCAGUGUACCACUUUUCUUGACUUUCAUUUUGCAUCAAUAUUGUAAUCAACCUAUAAUAUAGUAUCAGAUGAUUUUUCAAUCGAAAUUCAAUUACUUCUGAUAUAAUCAUGCUUUAUCACCAAGUUGAUUGGAUGCGAAACUACCAGCCAUUCAUGUUAAACAUAAGUGAAAGAUAAAAUAUUCGCCGACAGUUAAAGUACUGGUGAGGCGUCGUUGGGUGAAGAAAAACGGCUAACCACUAGCUCCUGAUUUUUAAUUAUUUCGCUGAAGACUAAAGUCAGAUGAGAUGCACUCGUGCACUCAACCAUAAAUGAUAAAGGACAUGAAAUGCUUCUUCAUAAUUUACACUAAGAGCACAAUAGAUAUUUCCCGAAAACUUGUCGGUGUUUCUUUGCAUUUACCUGGUUGAAAAGCUGACUCCGACUCAACUUUCCAUUCUAUGGUGAGCAACUUAGUGAGAGUAUCAAUCAGUUGUUUUCAGGAAGCAUAUUUUAUCCAAUGAAUUACUUCUAUAUUUUAGAGUAAUGGGAUAAAAUAAGCUUUUUGUGAACUGGUUAACCUAUUUGUUUUAAACCCUGUUCAUUAAAAUCAAUGAUCAACC
Schistosoma rodhaini is the source of this 2226-nucleotide messenger RNA. NCBI's taxonomy places the organism in Eukaryota, Metazoa, Platyhelminthes, Trematoda, Strigeidida, Schistosomatidae. The record is from the annotation of a GenBank genome assembly.